This is a messenger RNA of Scophthalmus maximus (turbot), 2292 nucleotides long. RefSeq names its product cyclin-dependent kinase 9 (CDC2-related kinase) (gene cdk9). Gene Ontology annotation, cellular component: nucleus. Gene Ontology annotation, molecular function: ATP binding; cyclin-dependent protein serine/threonine kinase activity. The transcript is spliced from 8 exons. The record is from RefSeq and is a predicted model, not a curated record. Gene Ontology annotation, biological process: protein phosphorylation. The coding region runs from base 119 to 1300 and encodes 393 amino acids. NCBI's taxonomy places the organism in Eukaryota, Metazoa, Chordata, Actinopteri, Pleuronectiformes, Scophthalmidae.
CCAUACCAGUGGGUGGCGGUAAUGUGCGAAUUUGUUGUUUGCCUACCGCCCAAAAAAACAACUCGAAGAAGAAGUAAAGACGACGAAGAAGAAGAAAGCAGCGCAACACGGCUCGGAGAUGCAGCGAGAGAGAACAGCCAACGCCGCCGGCGCUGAAAAGCCCGACCGGGAGGCCGCCAUCAUGUCCAAGUACUACGACGGAGUGGAGUUUCCCUUCUGCGACGAGUUCUCCAAGUACGAGAAAUUGGCCAAAAUAGGACAGGGGACGUUCGGGGAGGUGUUCAAAGCCAAGCACAGACAGACUGGGAAGAAGGUGGCGCUGAAGAAGGUUUUGAUGGAAAACGAGAAAGAAGGAUUUCCAAUCACAGCAUUGAGAGAAAUCAAGAUCCUGCAGCUGCUCAAACAUGAGAACGUGGUCAAUCUGAUCGAGAUCUGCAGAACCAAAGCAACACAGUUCAAUAGAUACAAAGGCAGCAUCUACCUGGUGUUUGACUUCUGUGAGCACGACCUGGCUGGGCUGCUGAGUAAUGCCAAUGUAAAGUUCACCCUGGCAGAGAUCAAGAAGGUCAUGCAGAUGCUGCUGAAUGGACUCUACUACAUCCACAGAAAUAAGAUCCUCCACAGAGACAUGAAAGCCGCCAACGUGCUCAUCACCAGAGACGGAGUUCUGAAGCUGGCUGACUUUGGUUUGGCCCGAGCCUUCAGUCUGGCUAAAAACAGCCAGGGCAACCGCUACACCAAUCGUGUGGUGACACUCUGGUACCGUCCUCCAGAGCUGCUGCUGGGUGAACGGGACUACGGCCCUCCCAUUGACCUGUGGGGAGCGGGCUGCAUCAUGGCAGAGAUGUGGACCCGGAGUCCGAUCAUGCAGGGCAACACAGAGCAGCACCAGCUCACUCUGAUCAGCCAGCUUUGUGGCUCCAUAACUGCUGAGGUGUGGCCUAGCGUGGAUAAGAAAUACGAGCUGUACCAGAAGAUGGAGCUGCCUAAAGGCCAGAAGAGGAAGGUGAAGGAUCGGCUCAAAGCCUACGUCAAAGACCCGUACGCUCUGGACCUGAUUGACAAGCUACUGGUCCUCGACCCAGCACAGCGCACGGACAGCGACGAUGCACUUAACCACGAUUUCUUCUGGUCUGACCCCAUGCCAUCAGACCUGAAGAACAUGCUCUCCACCCACAACACAUCCAUGUUUGAAUAUUUGGCACCGCCCAGACGGAGAGGCCACAUGCCCCAGCAGCAGCCAAAUCAGAACAGAAACCCAGCUACCACCAGCCAGACUGAAUUUGAUCGAGUGUUUUAGUAGCUCGAGAGGUUUUUGAUAGGGCUGUUACUUUUCAACUACACACACUAGUAUAAUCUAUACUGGACUGCUGCUCCUUUCCAUCAGUCAUGAGACUCCGUGUGGCAGAGAUGGCAAGCAGCCUCCUCUUUGUUGGCAGUUCUGCCAUCUGUGGCAAAGAACCCAGAACUGCCUGUGAGAUGCAUCAGUGUUUUUAAUUGAUACCAAUAGCUCAAACUGAUGGUGGUCGGUGGUUAUUUUAAGAUCUCACUCCCCAGAACAAUGUGAUGUGCAUGUAGUCUGCAAAGUUUAAAUUGAACAGGAUGUUUUCCUGUAUCGACAGCCCCGGUUUACGGACACUUCUGAUCAGUUGGACUUUUUGACUAUCUUACAGCUGGCCUAACAUUGAGGAAAGUUCCACAUUUCUUUUGGUCAACAUCAGCUGGAUAUUUUUUGUAUGAUCAGGGUUGUGUGAGCAGAGAGUGCAGACUAUUGUUUAUUAUUGACCUCAUGUUUCUUUUCCUCUUUUUUUUCUUUUUUAGCUCUGGAUAUGACUUGAGUUUUUAUACCUUGGCUGAACAAGGCCUCUGUCAUCUACAAGUUUGUUAUGGAAGUUAUAAUGUCCACUUUUUACAUUUUAUGUUGCAGCCUUAUGCUAAUUAAUUCUUCCCCUCAUCAAUCAACAGUCGGUACCAUAAUGACAAAGUGAAAACAGAAAUUCCGAAAUGUUUGCAAAUGUAUUCAAUUCUUUUUGGCGAUAUCGUUAAGGGGUACGGAGUGUAGAUUAAUGAGCGUACAAAAUUAAAGUAAAUCAGUUCAGUCUAAAGCUGCAACACAAAAUGUGAGUGGAGUGAUAUGGUCUGAAUACUUUUCUGUAAACACUGUAUUUUAGUUUUUUAAUGUCCUAAUUUAUAUUAAGGGAGUACAAAACUUAGAUUCAACUCCUCCUUUUGAACAUGUCUGAAGACAUGCCCAAAAUGGACCCACUCAUAAUAAAGAAUUAUAAAAAAUCA